Molecule: messenger RNA, 578 nt
Organism: Syzygium oleosum
Lineage: Eukaryota; Viridiplantae; Streptophyta; Magnoliopsida; Myrtales; Myrtaceae
Exons: 5
Coding region: 1-486 (161 amino acids)
Biological process (GO): RNA (guanine-N7)-methylation; tRNA methylation
Cellular component (GO): tRNA methyltransferase complex
Molecular function (GO): tRNA (guanine(46)-N7)-methyltransferase activity
Source: RefSeq, a predicted model, not a curated record
AUGCGUCAGUGUACUACAAUCUUGCUUGCUAAGCGUGCGGAAUGCCGGGUAAAGGAUCUGGCUCUAAAGAACAUACAUUUUCUGUUUGCAAAUGCCACAGUUUCUUUCAAACAUAUAAUGUCCACUUACCCAGGUCCUUUGAUGUUAGUUUCGAUCCUUUGUCCAGAUCCUCAUGUCAAGAAAAAGCAUCACAAGAGAAGGGUUGUGCAGAAGCCUUUGGUAGAUUCUAUUUUGGAUAGUCUAGCGCCUGGGGGGAAGGUAUUCAUACGAUCCGAUGUGCUCGAAGUGGCUGUUGACAUGAGAAAUCUAUUCGAUGAGAGGCGCGAUUUGCUUCAACAUGUCGAUUCGAUCGAUAUGACAAUUUCGUGCUGUGUGGGCGGAUGGCCAUCGAAAAACCCAAUGGAGAUACGAACAGAGAGAGAAAUCGAUGCAGAAUUCAAAGGCGCUAAGAUAUACAGAAGAUGGUACCAGAAGAAGCUAGUGUAAAAAUUUCAAGGGUUUCCCAAGUAUGUCGUGAUGAGGAGGAAAAAGUAUUAAGUAAAUUUGUAUUUGCUUAUGCCGGAAGGAUUCUCGUUCUC